AUGAAUUCCCCCACCGCAACUAUCAACGGUAUCACCAUUCGUAACCAUGACAAGCCCUAUGAGGCAAUUUCUCCCCAGAGACCAGAGUUGUCUCAGCAAGGUAGAACUGUCCUUGUCUGUGGUGGUUCGGCAGGUAUUGGCCACGCAAUCGCACGAAACUACUGCAUUGCCGGAGCAUCUAGUGUCGUGAUUCUGGGACGCCGUGAAGAUGUUGCCAGUGCUGCAGCACUUAAGCUUAAUGAAAGCUACCCCAACACGGCUGUCACUGCACGCACCUGUGAUGUGUUCAACAGAGAUCAGUCCCAGAAGGUCUGGGAUGACCUGGAAAAAGAGGGCAUCCUGGUCGACGUCCUUGUUGUUAACGCCGUUGGUGAGCCAGCGCUGCUGCCGAUACUCGACCAAGGCGCCGACAGACUGUGGCAAGACUUUGAGAACAACGUUCACGCUCCGCUUUACCUUGUCGAAAGAUUCUACAAGCAGCCUGGGCAUGCCAAGCAGAAGUUUGUCAUUUCUGUAUCAACUCAGGACAUCCAUUGCUGGGAUAGUGCACCUCAAAUGCCAGGGUAUCAGCUGACCAAGAGCUCAUUUGCCACUGUCAUGCAGCAAGUUGCACGAGAUACACCCGAAGAAAAAAUGCGCGUCAUCUCAUUCCAUCCUUCUAUAGUUUUCACCGAAGCAGCUCGUAAGACUGGGUAUACUGAGGACACCCUCCCAUGGACAGAUGAAAACCUCCCUGGCGGCUUUGCAGUCUGGGCCGCUUCUGCUGAGGCACAGUUCCUCCAUGGUCGAUUCGUCUGGUCGACGUGGGAUGUCAACGAUUUGAUGUCUGGAGAACUCAGAGAUCAGAUUGAGUCUGACCAAUGGCUGCUCAAGGUUGGGGUUAGAGGUCUGUGA
Molecule: messenger RNA, 894 nt
Organism: Fusarium pseudograminearum CS3096
Lineage: Eukaryota; Fungi; Ascomycota; Sordariomycetes; Hypocreales; Nectriaceae
Exons: 4
Coding region: 1-894 (297 amino acids)
Cellular component (GO): cytosol
Molecular function (GO): oxidoreductase activity
Source: RefSeq, a predicted model, not a curated record